Messenger RNA from Beta vulgaris subsp. vulgaris (sugar beet), 750 nucleotides. RefSeq lists its product as uncharacterized. Lineage: Eukaryota; Viridiplantae; Streptophyta; Magnoliopsida; Caryophyllales; Amaranthaceae. The coding region runs from base 1 to 750 and encodes 249 amino acids. The record is from RefSeq and is a predicted model, not a curated record. The transcript is spliced from 2 exons.
AUGGGUUUUGAUGGAAUAUGGGUUAAUCUGGUGAUGAGCUGUGUUGCUACUGUUUCGUACUCCUUCAUUAUUAACGAAAGAGUAUGUGGUUCUGUAACUCCCUCUAGAGGAUUGCGCCAGGGUGAUCCUCUAUCUCCGUUUUUGUUUAUCUUGGUUGCUGAUGCCUUUUCUCAGAUGAUCCAACAAAAGGAAUGUUUGACAAUAGUUGAUAUACUCAACAAAUAUGAAGCAGCAUCCAGGCAGAAAAUUAAUUACGAAAAGUCGGAAGUAUCCUUUAGUAGUGGUGUAAGCUGUGAGAAAAAAGAAGAAUUGAUUAAUCUUCUCCAAAUGAGGCAAGUUGACCGACACCAGAAGUAUCUUGGUAUUCCAUCUAUUGGCGGGAGAUCAAAGAAAGUGUUGUUCCGGGAACUCUUAGAUAGAAUGUGGAAGAAGUUGAGGGGUUGGAACGAAAAGUUGUUGUCACGAGCUGGGAAAGAAGUUCUUAUCAAGGCUGUUAUCCAAACAUUGCCUACAUAUUUGAUGGGUGUUUACAAGCUCCCUGUCGCUGUUAUACAAGAAAUUCACUCUACUAUGGCUCGAUUCUGGUGGGGAGGAAGUGGGGAUGAACGGAAAAUGCAUUGGCUAAGUUGGGAGAAAAUGUGCAAACCCAAGUGUAUGGGGGUAUGGGAUUUAAGGAUCUUGCGGUCUUUAAUGAUGCUCUGUUGGGUAAACAAGUUUGGAGGUUACUGCAUUAUAAAAAUUCUCUUUUGA